Molecule: messenger RNA, 5058 nt
Organism: Letharia columbiana
Lineage: Eukaryota; Fungi; Ascomycota; Lecanoromycetes; Lecanorales; Parmeliaceae
Exons: 5
Coding region: 1-5058 (1685 amino acids)
Biological process (GO): termination of RNA polymerase II transcription
Cellular component (GO): nuclear body
Molecular function (GO): helicase activity; zinc ion binding; transcription termination site sequence-specific DNA binding
Source: RefSeq, a predicted model, not a curated record
AUGGAUAUGCGUCGUACUCCCCCAGCCAUUUGGGACGCUGUAGUUCAACAUCUCGACCGUGGCAAUGUGGCCGUGGCUAAGGCAGCUCUGGUCGGCAUCAACGAUCUCACGGGGCUCGAAAAAUUCAAGGUGAACGUGGAUGAAAACCCCAAGGUGAAAGCAGACGAGAUUUACGCCAAAGCCAAAAGCGGAUUCAACGUCAAAUUCGGCCGCCUCACACAUUUGGUAUGUCAAAUCUUGGAGCGUAUCAAUGACUUUGGCCCAAGCGAUCUGGAUAAGCUCUUCCGCCACUCUGACACGGCUACUGCAUUGGUUGCAUCGCUCUUCUCGCCGGAUGCCAACCUAUACGAAGCAGGAGUCAAUCUCAUCAAAAGCAUCAGCUCCGAAUCAGCUCGGAAGGAGGCCAUUGGCCACUUACUCAAGACCUUCCUCGAGACGACACUGAAUGCAUUCUCUUGGUCUAUCCGUCGCAUUGCACGUAAUCGGACAUUUGCUUCUUGCCCCCGCAUGUUGAAGACCUCCUCCGAUGUGCUUGACAUCCUCUGCGACUCUCAACACGGCUUACUCCGAACCCGUUCGCUCACCGGCACACCCGAAACCAAAGCGCUGGAGAACUUCUGGGAAUGCCAGUGGGAAGGUCUGAGAGUGAUAUACGAGACGACGGAGGAUUGGAGUCGGGCGAGAGUUGCUGAUUCCAAUCUACUCAAGGAGUUCUGCAGAGAUACCAUGCAAUUCUCGGAACGAUUUUUCGACCAGUACAGCGUCUUCGCAACUGCGAUUGAUUCUGCAAAUCCCGUCAAGCAGGAGGACGGUACCACCGGAGCCCAGGAAAACAAAGCCGGCAAGGGCCUUCUGGAGCAUCCCGCUCGGAUCAUGGAAGCAAUGAGUAAAUGGCUAAGACUACGUGAUCUUUUCCUCGUGGAAAUCUCGGUAAAGCUUACCCACAAAGUCUUGGAUCGACUGACGGACUUGUCCAUGACCCUUGCUGAAGGACCCUGCAAUUUCCUGGAGCAAGUGAUCAACAAUGGACCUCAAGGAAGGACACACUUGAAACCACAGGAGAAAGCCGAGCUCGCAAGAGCGUUGGAGUCAAACCUGGGUCGUACGGUUGCCUUGGCAGAUACUGAUGGUGAACAGUCUGGACCCGUGUCGGAUCGUAGCCAAGAGCAGUCCAAAGCCAAGUCAUCUCAGCCCGUCGUCGAGGUAUCUGACGAUGAAUUUGGCGAUUCCGACAUCCUGGACCAGGACCUCUUAUCCGUCAGUCGCUCUGCGGAGUUGAUGAAGGGCAUGGAGGCCUCGAUCGCUGCGAGCAGGAAACCAACAGAGACUCGGGAUCGCAAACCGUCUACCGUCCCAACGCGGGAGAAGAAAGCCCUCAAGGGGGCCAAGGCAGUCGUCGCAUCUGACGCUGACCGCGCUCUCUUCCGCGAAAAGCGUGAAAGAGACCGAGAAGCAAAGAAGCAGCGAGAUGCCGAGACACUGGCCAUGGUCAAGAAGAAGGCCGCGGUUGGCAAUUCCGGACAAACUUUCGGGGAAGGCUCGGGCUUGGGCAGCCUCGGCGUCAAAGGCAAGGAUCACGCCCCCAAGGCGUCCAGUAUGAUGUUAUCCUCGGGCUCAGAAUCCGAAUCAGACAACGAUCUGGAUCGAGAGCUCUUCGGCCCCAAACCGUCGAGACUCCCUGAUGUGGUCCGAGAAUAUCAAGCUGCCAGAGCCAUACAAGCCAAAUACAAGGGACCGAUCAAGAAGACAAGGCAGGUCAGGUCUGCCAAAGAUAUGCGUGCACGAUUGGCACCCGACCUCACGGCUCUCCAUAAGACUAUCCUCGGCUGGGACUUUUUCCACAACGGCGACUUUCCCCCAGGCUCCGAGAGGCAGGACUACCGCUUAGUGACAAACAGCUUUCGAACCCCCACCGAUUAUCAGAAUACCUUUGAGCCCCUGCUAGUCCUCGAAGCGUGGCAGGGAUUCUUGAAGUCGAAAGAAGAAGGCAAUUUCAAGACCUUCGAAAUCAAGGUAGCAAAUCGCAUGACCGUCGAUGCCUUUCUCGAAGUCAGCACAACUAUAUCGAUGGCUGAAGGUAAGGAGCUUGGGAUCGGUGAAGCCGAUGUAGUAUUGAUGUCAAAACAUCAGUCACCUACAGCUGAAGCCCGGCAAGCGCAUUGUCUUGCCCGCGUCUUCAAGGUCAGUCGGAAGAAGUCCACGAUGGAAAUAACGUACAGAGCGAACGUGGGCAACGGCCUAGUGGCGUCGAUGGUACCUAAUUCCACGUUAUACGGUGUCAAGGUUUCGUCCAUCAUACCGUUGGAGAGGGAAUACGGUGCUUUGCUGGGUCUCAAGUAUUUUGACCUUUGCGAUGAGGUGAUUAGAGCGAGACCAUCGCCACUGCUCGAGUACUCAGAAAAACACCUGGGACCCCUCGUAGCGAAUUACAGUAUCAACAUUGCACAGGCCAAAGCUGUCAAAUCAGCUGUUGACAAUGAUGCUUUCACUCUCAUCCAAGGUCCACCAGGCUCAGGCAAGACUAAGACAAUAGUGGCCAUUGUCGAGCAACAGUGGAAACGUGCAGCGCAGCGGCAACGGGGCUGCCUCAAAAAGCUACUUGUCUGCGCUCCAAGCAAUGCGGCAGUCGACGAGCUCGUCAUGAGGUUCAAGCAAGGCAUUAAGACAGCCGAGGGAAACUCACAGACUCUCUCAGUGAUUCGUCUUGGCCGCAGCGAUGCCAUCAAUACCAACGUUCUGGACGUGACGUUGGAAGAGCUCGUUAACGCAAAACUCAAUGUCGCUAGUGGCAAGAAAACGGGGACCGGAGACGAGAUCCACAAGAUCAUGAUGGAACACAAGUCCACAAGCGACCAACUUCAUAGUCUUCGGACAGUGGUGGACGGACUCAAAGCCAGCGGAAUGCCGGUGUCCGCAGAGCAGGAUCGCGAAUUUGAAGUGUUGAAGAGAAAGAAGCAACAGCUCAGUAAUCAGAUCGACGUGGCUCGAGACAGCGGUGAUACGGCCGCCAGAGAUGCAGAGAUGAGCAGGCGGCGUGUACAACAAGAAGUCCUCGACGGUGCUCAUGUGAUCUGUGCUACACUGAGUGGCAGCGGUCACGAGAUGUUCCAGGGCCUGAAUAUUGAAUUCGAGACUGUCGUCAUCGAUGAAGCCGCCCAAUCAAUCGAGCUCAGCGCGCUGAUCCCUCUCAAGUACGGAUGCUCCAAGUGCAUCUUGGUGGGCGACCCCAAACAAUUGCCGCCGACAGUGCUUUCGAGAGAAGCUGCACGAUUCCAAUACGAGCAGAGUCUGUUCGUCCGCAUGCAAGCCAAUAGUCCCAACGACGUCCAUCUUCUGGAUACUCAAUACCGCAUGCAUCCGGAGAUCAGUCUUUUCCCUAGCAACGCUUUCUACGAUGCUAAACUACUGGAUGGACCAGACAUGGCCAAGCUGAGGACAAGACCCUGGCACCAGAGCAAGAUCCUCGGACCAUACCGCUUCUUUGAUGUGCAAGGUACCCAGCAAAGUGUUCCCCGUGGUCACUCGUUGAUCAAUAUCGCGGAAAUCGAAGUGGCACUCAAGCUAUUUGAGCGUCUGAUUACCGACUGCAAGGGCUACGAAUUCAAAGGAAAGAUUGGGAUAAUCACCCCUUACAAAAGCCAGCUGCGGGAACUUCGCUCUCGGUUUGCCCAAAUCUAUGGUGACUCCGUGCUGACCACUGUGGAGUUCAAUACUACGGAUGCGUUUCAAGGACGCGAGAGCGAGGUAAUCAUUUUCUCCUGUGUUCGGGCAUCCUUUAGCGGCGGCAUCGGAUUUCUGUCGGAUAUUCGGCGAAUGAACUUUUGGGGCCGCUUGAUCCAAGAUGCAAAGCGUCGAGACCGUUACACUAGCGGUGACCUGGUAAGCCUCUUGAAGAAACCGUUGUUACAAUUGGACUCGGCCAUGCCUACCGGAAAGAAAGAUUCACCGGUGACGAGUGCUAGUCCUUCAGAUGUCGAUCACGAUAUCGAGAUGAUUGACGCACCAGCCUCCAGCGCUUCCACCGCUGCAAGACGCCGCAGCUCAGUCGUUGCAGAUUCACCAGUCCACAGCAGACUGUUCAAUGAUGCCGCGGCGAUGCCGUCGAAGCCUGCCGGAGGAGCGAACGGCCUGAAUCCACUUGAAAAUUGCCAGAAGUGUGGCAGUUUUGCACAUUUUACCAGUCGUUGCGACAACCCAGACGCCGCGAACAUGAGCCCAAACAAAUGCUAUCGCUGCGCCGGCUCCGACCAUGUAAAAGCCUCCUGCACAAGGGACCGCUGUCUGAUUUGCGGUCUAUUUGACCAUACCCAGAAGACUUGCAGCAGUACGGCGCCUUUGUCGAAGAAAGAAAAGGAACGGCUUACCAAGACCGAGGCGGACCACAAAUACCUUUUACAGCGUUUGCCAGAGAUCCGGCGGAAGAGGCAAAUGGGGUCCCAUGGCAUGCAAGUACCUGUUGUACGGAGUACGGCUGAGACACCAGCACCUGAUAAUAUUGGUCCAAAUCGCCUAGGGCGAACUCAGCACAUUGGCGAGAAAAGGAAAAGAGAACGUUCUCCGCCUUUAGACGCUCCCAAGGGACCUGAGUCAGCACGUGGGCCCUUCGGACUGAGUCAACAAGAUGCACCCAAACGACCAUCGAACGGCGACCAACCGCUAUCUAGGCUGCCCAACGGAAGCCAUAGCAGGAAUCGAAAUGGCACUUCAUCACAUUCCACUUUGCCUCCCAGGCCAUCCAACGCGCCAUCGAAGAGCCCCAAUCUUCCUCCAAGGCCAGCGAACAAUGCGCCAAGCUCGGCCACGCCGAACAGUAUUGCGGCUGCGGCAGGACCAAGGCAAGUCGACAGAAUCAACGACCGGUCCGGGAACCUCAACGUGGCAUCAGGAGUGGUGCGAUAUUCUGGACAGUCAACGCGUCCGGGGAACGGCUCGAGUCAAGUGAUCAAAGCGGAAGAGGUUCCUACAAUUAGGCCACCUCUCCCUCAACAACAUAUAGUUCGACCACCAAAGAAGAAAAGAGACGCGGAUCCUUUUAUUAGGCCCAAGAAGAGGCUGUGA